Messenger RNA from Carassius gibelio (silver crucian carp), 5270 nucleotides. Its product is annotated as hypermethylated in cancer 2 protein-like. The transcript is spliced from 2 exons. Gene Ontology annotation, cellular component: nucleus. Gene Ontology annotation, molecular function: RNA polymerase II cis-regulatory region sequence-specific DNA binding; DNA-binding transcription factor activity, RNA polymerase II-specific; protein binding. The coding region runs from base 141 to 1481 and encodes 446 amino acids. The record is from RefSeq and is a predicted model, not a curated record. NCBI's taxonomy places the organism in Eukaryota, Metazoa, Chordata, Actinopteri, Cypriniformes, Cyprinidae. Gene Ontology annotation, biological process: regulation of transcription by RNA polymerase II.
UGAGACUGAUCUCCACUGGGUCAGGCGUCACACUGCCUACGUCACAAGCUCCUAAGAUGGCGUUUUGAUGACGACGGGAGAAGUGAGGACCCCUGCCCUUGUUUACAAGUGACACCAAUGCAAAACAUCAAGGGUAGGUGAUGGAGCUCCCCAACUACGCCAGUCAACUGCUUCUCCAGCUCAAUCAGCAGCGCUCCAAGGGCUUCCUGUGCGAUGUCAUUAUCAUGGUCGAGAACACGCUCUUCCGGGCCCACAAAAGUGUCCUCGCUGCCACCAGCCACUACUUCAAGUCCCUUGUCCUCCAUGAUAACCUCAUCCACCUCGACCCUGACAUGGUGGAUCCAGUUGUUUUCGAACAAAUUCUGGAUUUCAUUUACACCGGCAAGUUGGCAGAUGAGACCUUUGAGGGAGUGGAUUUAAGCUCUGUGCUCACCACAGCUAACUUUCUCCAGCUCAAUGACCUCGCAAACCUGUGCUCCAGUAAGAUCAACCAAAAUGGGUCCCUCGGUAGCGGGGCUCGUGGAAGCUCCAACUCAUCAGUUCGCCUGUACGAAGACCACUCAUCAGACACGGAAACAUACAUGUGCAUGACUCCUCCCAAAAAACGGCAUAGGGCUGAAAGUAGAUUUCAGAGAAAAAAGCAGGACUUGGGGUUGGAUUUGUCCAGGAAAACUUCAGUUAAUGACGAGGCUCUUCUAUCCAGAAACAUCUCCAACAAUAUGCCGCUGGGAAUAAAUGGGAACUGUGUUCCAAAGGAAGAAAAGUGGAUAAUUCCUUUGGACGGAGCUCAGGAAAGAAAAAGGCAGGGAUCCCGAAGAAAAUCCAAGGUCAGUGGUUACAUUCCUGGAAGCCAACUAAGCCAGAAUCAGACCUUCACUUUACAGUUAUCUGUGAAGAAAGAGAAAGGAAUUGGAGGGAAAACAGAUGAAAUUGACGGCCAAAAACCAAACAAUGGCAGCACCAAUUUUGUUUAUCAAAAGGAGACCUUUCUCAAAGAAGCUGAAGGAGACAACCCUUAUGUUUGUAUCCCAUGUGAAAAGGGUUUUCCCUCCUCUGAGAGUCUUAAAUCCCAUGUGGAAAGCCAUUUGGAUGUGGAUGUGAAGGUUGAGGAUGAGGAGGAAGAGGAACGUGACGGAGAGCCUGGAGUCACCAGAGUCUCACCCGAAGCUCACGAGAGCUUGGAGCAGAGUCCGGUGAAGUCCCUCAAAGAUGUCGACACCGUGCGUCCCUUCCCUUGCAACAUUUGUGGCAAGAUGUUCACGCAGCGCGGCACUAUGACCCGCCACAUGCGCAGCCACCUCGGUCUAAAGCCAUUUGCGUGUGAGGAGUGUGGCAUGCGCUUCACCAGGCAGUACCGUCUCACUGAGCACAUGCGUGUCCAUUCAGGGGAGAAACCCUAUAAGUGCCAGGUCUGUGGUGGGAAAUUUACGCAACAAAGAAACCUCAUUAGUCAUAUGCGGAUGCAUACCUCAGUAUCUUAGAACAGGUCAAAGAGCACUGCACUAGGAUAAUACAGGUACCCACAGUUCUCCAUAGUGCUUUGGUUCAGGUUCUUUUAACUAGGGUUCAGUUUCCCAGAACACUAUACAAAUUCCUUUAGGUCUUCUUUACAGGGGAUCCUUUUUUGAGCAAGCGAAGGGUUUAGUUUCACCCACAAAUCUUCUACAAUUCUACAAAGAGUCAUCUAGGUUAAAAAGGAAACUCACUAGUAUAAUUGAGGGCUCAUGUGUCAAACUCCGGUCUUGGAAGGCCACUGUCCUGCAGAGUGUGGCUCCAAAACACCUGCCUGGAAGUUUCUAGCAAUCUUGAAUACCUUGAUUAUCUUGUUCAGGUGUGUUUGAUUAGGGUUGGAGCUAAACUCUGCAGAACAGUGGCCCUCCAGGAACUAAUUUGACACCCCUAAUCUAGGGUACUAUUUUGGUAACAAAUUCUACAAAGAUUCCACUCGUUCAGGGCUAGGCAACAUCUUACCCUAAUCAAACAUACCUGAACAAGCUAAUCAAGGUCUUCAGGGUUCACUAAGGCUACAGACAAGUCAGGUUUUUUUCAGGGUAAGAGCUAGACUCUUGUGGAGCAUCAGCACUCCAGGACCUAUGUUGCCUACCCCUGCUUUAGAUUUUCUCCACAGUUUACUUAUUGGGUUAAUUUAAGACUCAGUUCAGGCCACAACUCCUCUAGAAUGCUACAAAAAUCUGUUAGACCUUCUCUACAGCGAUUUCCUUUUUGAGCAGAUCUUGGGUUCAUUUUCACCCACAAAUCCUUGGAAAUAUUACAGAGAUUCUUCUAGCUCAACAUGAAAGCCUCUGAAGAUCUCUUCUCAAACUUGCACCAUUGCACAUUUUCCUUCAUCGGUCAGACCCAAUGGAAGUCUUGCAGUCUCUUCCGAUGAGAUGAGGAGUCGAUGAGUUGAAGAAGGUGUGUUAGAUGAGAAGGACAUCCAAAACGUGCAGUGGUGGACAAGUUUGAGAAGCACUGAUCAAGGUCAUGGGUAGCCAAGCCAAGCCUGGAGGGCCACCUUCCUGCUGACUUCAGUCCCACCUGUGUUUAGUUAGGGCUGCAGCUAAACUCUGCAGGGUUCCUCAGAUCCAACCCUGGAGGCCCUGCAGAAGUUAUGCUAUCAAACUCACCUACCUGUAUCUCUGAAGACCUUGAGUAGCUUCUUCAGGUGUCUUUGAUUAGGGUUGAAGCUAAACUCUUAAAAUCAGGGUUCGUGAUUUGAGGAACCCUGAUCUAGAAUUCAAAUUCUGAAGAUUUGGGGUAAAAACUAAAGCCUACAUUUUCUGAAAUCUAUUCUUGGGAUCAAAUUUGGCCACAGAUCCUCUAGAAUUCUAUAAAGAUGAGUUUAGAUCUUCUAUAAACACUCUACGUUUUGAGCUAACUUUGGAAUCCGAAGUCAUUUAGAAUUUUAUGAAGAAUUCUCUCCAAAAUGGAACCUUAGAUUGUCUCAAAAAGAAAACCCUUGUAAGAGUAAUCUAUUCCAGGGUAAACUUUAAGGUUUGGCCACAGUUUCUCUAGAAUGACAUAAAGAUUAAUUUAUAUCUUUUCUAAAGACUUUACCUUUUAAGCUUAUCUAAGAUUCCAUUUGGAUUACAUUUAGAAUUCUAUAAAUCUUUUUUUUUAGAUCUUCUAUAUACCGAUUUCACAAGGAUUCAUUUUCAUUCACGAAUUCUACAAAUAUUUCCUCUAGUUCAGAAGGAAACUUCUGUAGAAAAGAUCCAAAGCCUUCUAUCUAUGGCAUUCUUUCAAAACUAGACUAUUGCAAAUACUGUUCAGUAGGGUUCCUGUACAGAGUUGACUUUUCUUUUUCUUUUAAAGAUAAUCUAGAGUUCAGUUUCCCUCGCAAAUCCUCUAGAAAGCUAUAAAGAAUGAUCUAGAUCUCUGAAAAAAAAAGUAUUGACGAUGAUUCACUGAUAAGCAUAAAAAUGCCAACUUCGGCCAAUACCUGCUGUUAUACCUUUCUUCAUACCUUCUUAUUGUUCUUGUGCAUGAAUUGUUUGUUAUUGUUAGUGUGUAGCUAAAAAAACAUAAAGUUUAUCUACUUAGCGAUGUAGUUUAAAACGAGAAUUACCUCAAAUAGCUAGUAAUCCUCUCAGAACGGAAACAGCCGAAUGUUCCUGGUGAUACCAGUUGUUUUACAGCAGUCACUUGCGAUAUCUCUCGAAUGUAAACUAGGAGUUUAUGCUUCAGAAACAGACCGCUGUAAUAAAGCUAUCAGGGUUGUUUACUUGAAUACACAAACUUGCUACCUCAGAUUAAACCAAACCCUCUGAUAAGCCUGUAUGAGAUUAAGAUUAUUACAUAUUAGAUUAGAAUAUUACACGCCGUCUUCCAUAUCACAGUCACUCUGUCUAGUUGAAUUAAUGAGCUUAAACUGACAUCUGAUUCAGAACCGAGGAAAACACACUUUUCAGGGGGUCAGGUAAUACUUCACUGUAGGGUUGCGAUCUGAGCUCGUGAAGUUGUAUCGCUCGAGCGUUUUAGGGUGCGUUGAUGUACAGUUCCAAAGAAAUAUUGAAUGUGGAAAUGCUUAAGAAAUACUGUAAAACUAUAACCAAAUCUAUAUUCUUGCUAAAUAUUUAAAUCUAAUUUAUGCUUCUUUCAAUUUCGGUUUAUUUUAAUAUUGCUUCUUUUUUUUUCAGGGAUUUUCUUUUGGGGUUUUUCUUUUUCUUUUUUCUUUUUUGAAUUUUUAUUUCAAUGCUUCAACCAAUGGCUUAAUUUAUACAGCAUGUUGUCCAUAUUUUCUUGUGGCAUGUGCAUUAUUCUUAUGAAUUUAAAGGAAUGUAAGGUUAGGCAUUCAUGCAUUUAGUGUUGAAACGAGACCAAAAGCGUAAAAUCAAAACCUACUGUAAAUAUCUUUGGGUAUCUUAAUGUAAUUGACGUGAUUUCUAUCAGUUGAUAUAUUACUGAAACGUGUACGUGUUCAGAGAUGAAAUCGUUUUCUUACUGUGUUUUAAUUUCUUUACACCGUGUUCGUUUUAACCUACCUCUCUAGUUGGGUAUUUUGUACGUUUUACAUGGAUUUUCAUCAUGCUGGAGGGCUGCUUUUUUAAACAAUACCUAAUUUUGAGGUUGUAUUAAUUAGUUUAGUCGCUGCUUGUCUGAUCUAGUAAUAUCAAAAGUGGUACUUUAAAUAACAGAUCAACUAGCCUAAGAUUUGAUUCGCUGUAUUGACUUUUCCUGGCACUCUUUGGUCAUGUAGUGCUUGCUUUUCUCUCUCUCUCUCUCUCUCUUUGCUUUAUAUUGAGAUGAUUAUUUGACACUGUCUGUAAAUCAAUGGGAUUCUAGAAUAUUCAGGAACUUUUUAAUACAUGAUGGGACUUGAAACUGAACUUCAAAACUGUGACAACACUUCCAUUUGCAUCCUCCGCAAACCUCAGGGAACAUUUUAGGGACACGUCCCAGUUCACUUUUUGAACCACAAAAGCGCCAUUAACCAAUGUUUUUGCAGCUAUUUUUUUAUUUUCAUUUUUAAAGAGUUUCAAUAUUCUCCACAACUGAAACGAUGCGCCUUCAGGAGGUUCGGCAGCUCUUUGCAUUUGCAGGACGGGUUUGUGUGUGUGUGUGUGUGUGUGUGUGCGCGCAUGGUUUUGAUGUGGUUUUCAAAUGCUUUUUGAAAUGUCAAGUACUUUGUUCAGAAAUGAUGAUACUACAGUAUUUGCCACCUGUUUAUGAAAACCAAAGCACAUUUUCACUCUUUGAAGAACUUAAGGUCCUAUUGUAUAUAACAUUGUUCUCAGUUAUGACAUGAAAUAAAAUUAAAUCAGAACAUC